Messenger RNA from Crotalus tigris (Tiger rattlesnake), 3912 nucleotides. RefSeq names its product regulator of chromosome condensation 2 (gene RCC2). The transcript is spliced from 13 exons. The record is from RefSeq and is a predicted model, not a curated record. Bases 314 to 1927 code for a protein of 537 amino acids. Lineage: Eukaryota; Metazoa; Chordata; Lepidosauria; Squamata; Viperidae.
GUCAAAUAAAGCAGCCCACCCCUCCAGAAGACGCCUGCAAAGUUUGUUUUGCUUUCCCCCCUCCCCCGGGGUUUCUUUGAUUUUUGCAAAAGCAGAGAAAAGAUUUAAGGCAGGUGCAAGGCGGAUUUUUCCCCCCUCUUCUUUUUUUUGUCCUUCUUUAAAGCCAGGAAGGCGUCUUCGGGGGGGGGGGAGAGAACAGACGGAGGAGGAGGAAGAGGAGGCGGUUAUAUACUGGAGAGACUCGGGGCAAAAGGCCCAGCCCAAAAAAAGUCGAGAAGAAAAGAGGAGAAGCAGGAGAUAGGAAGUUACAAAGAUGCCCCGGCGGAAGGCAGACGCAGCCAGUUCGGGGAACGGCACGGGGCUAUCGCGCAAACGGACGAGCACCGGCCGGGGGGCCCCGCUGACCGCCAAGAGGAAGAAUCGGGGUGGUGGGGGCAGCAGCAGCAGUAGCAGCAACAACGGGGGCGGGGGCAGCAGCGGAGAGGAGCAGGAUGGGCUGGUGUUGCCCCUGCUCUCGGCCCCCGGAGGCAGCAAGAAGACACCCCGGUCUGGAGGUGGGCGAGAACAGCAAAGCCCCCCCGGUUUGCAAUCGCCCCAGGCCGCCGUGGUGGUCAACGAGCCCGAACACACCAAGGAGCGCAUUAAACUGGAAGGCUCAAAGUGUAAAGGACAGCUUUUGAUAUUUGGGGCCACAAACUGGGACUUAAUUGGCCGAAAAGAAGUCCCAAAGCAGCAAGCUGCGUAUCGCAACCUUGGCCAAAACCUGUGGGGGCCGCACAGAUACGGAUGUCUCUCGGGAAUCCAAAUCCGGACGGUAAUUUCGGGUCCGUGUGCUGCUCACAGCCUCUUCAUCACCGUGGAAGGGAAGCUGUGGAGCUGGGGACGCAACGACAAAGGGCAGCUAGGCCACGGAGAUACCAAACGGGUCGAUGCCCCCAAGCCUAUAGAAGUGCUCAGCAGUGAGACAGUUGUGUCAGCCGCUUGUGGGCGCAACCACACACUGGCCCUGACGGAGAAUGGAUCUGUCUUUGCUUUUGGAGAGAACAAGAUGGGGCAACUUGGACUGGGGAACCAGACAGACGCCAUUCCCAGUCCUACCCAGAUCAUGUACAACGGCCAGCCAAUUACCAAGGUGGCGUGCGGGGCUGAGUUUAGCAUGAUUAUGGAUUGCAAAGGGAAUCUCUACUCAUUUGGUUGCCCUGAGUACGGACAGCUAGGGCACAACUCCGACGGGAAGUUCAUCGCCCGAGCCCAGAGGAUAGAAUACGACUGUGAGUUAGUUCCUCGCCGUGUGGCCAUCUUCAUCGAGAAGACCAAAGAUGGCCAGAUCUUGCCAGUCCCGAACAUCGUCGUGAGGGAUGUGGCGUGUGGUGCGAAUCACACGCUCAUCCUGGACUCACAGAAGCGUGUCUUCUCCUGGGGAUUUGGCGGUUACGGCCGAUUAGGACACGCGGAACAGAGGGACGAGAUGGUGCCCCGGUUAGUGAAGCUUUUCGAUUUCCCCGGCCGUGGCGCGGCGCAGAUCUACGCAGGCUACACCUGCUCUUUUGCAGUCAGCGAAACAGGAGGCCUGUUUUUCUGGGGAGCGACGAACACUUCCCGAGAAUCAACCAUGUACCCCAAAACCGUGCAGGAUCUGUGCGGUUGGAAAAUCCGUAGCUUGUCUUGUGGGAAGAGCAGCAUUAUAGUGGCAGCUGAUGAGAGCACAAUCAGCUGGGGUCCUUCUCCGACCUUUGGAGAGCUGGGUUACGGAGAUCACAAGCCGAAGUCAUCAACUGCAGCUCAGGAAGUGAAAACGCUGGAUGGGAUUUAUACAGAACAGGUGGCCAUGGGCUACGCUCACUCCCUGGCGAUCGCCCGCGAUGAGAACGAAGCCGAAAAGGAGAAGAUCAAGAAAUUGCCAGAAUACAACCCACGCACCCUCUGAUGCCAGCCGUGUGACCCUUCCCUUCACCGGUCAAGAGACUGCGGGGGUCCCUCCGUGCGGGGGUCCCUCCGUGCGUUUCGUUAAGACUUCUGAGAAUUUGGUUUUUAUACGGCAUUUGAAGUUUUAACUACCUGUUGCUAGGACUCUUCUCUGCCCUGCUCCACCCCAUCCUUUCCCCCCAAGGUGGCUUGUUUUGUAUUUUGUAUUUCUUUUUAUUUUUUAUUUUUUUUUGUGAUGGUGGUGGAGGAGGAGGAGGAUAAAUUGAAGACGUCCGUUUGUCCUUUUUUUCAGUCACCAUUCCGGUGGAAACUUCAGAGGCAUUUGUCCAGUUUUUCUCCCCCCUGUUAAACCUGUUCAGGACCAGUAAGCCAGCAUUGAAAGUUUGUUUGUUUGUUUUUUCUACUGCAAAGAGUGGCCUGUGCUUUGCGUGUCCCCCCCCCCCCGGAAGGCAGCUAUUUGUUUUUGUUAGUUCUCUGCCUUUCUAUCAUUUCCUUUGAUUUAAUUUGGGCACCAGGCCUCCGAGUUCAAGAGUUCCUGUUGAUUUAGGGUUGAGCAGUUGUGCCACCUCGUUUCCGUGUUGCCACAGACCUUUAAUUGGCAUUGUGUUCCUUUGUAAUUGCACAGCAUUUCUUUCUCACAAUCUUGGGGGGGGGGGAGAGAGACUUGUAGGGCAUUUUGCUUGCAAGUAGCAAUUGUCCUUAGGGGUGAGAUUAGGAGGCUGACCACAGGAGGGUGCUUCGCAUCUGGUUUUAGAACAAGUGAAUUUGUUGCAUUGAAAACAGCUGGAGAGACAUUUCACUUUGGGCUAAAUUCUGACCCUGGUAAUUAAGCUGGAAAAAAAAAAAGCUUCCCUUUUGUUUAUCUUUUUCUCUUUAUGGGCUGGCACCCACUUUCUUAGGAAGUGGAACUUUUGAGUUCCUCUUUUGAAAGGGGAAUUUCUUUAGAAUUGAAUGACAGCUGAGUGGUGGUUCUCAGACUCGAAGCAUCACACCUAAGGCUUAGAAUAUUGGGGGGGGGGUGUUUCCUCUAACCCUUCUCUUGACACCCCCCCCCCCCCACAAAUACUAACAACCCUUUGAUCCCUGGUUGAGGAAACUGCAUAAUGUUUCCGAGAAAUACAGGAGAUGCAUUUCCAGCCCGUGGGAAUUUAAUUCACAGCCGUCUUAUUUCACCAUCUGGUCUUUGUGGGAUGGAAAUGUUGUGGCCUGGAAGCAAAGUCCUGCUCUAUUUCAGAUGGUCUGUUAUAAGAGACCAGGAUCCUUUCCCCAUUCACCAUCACUACCAUCCCUCGGUGGGUUUUUGUCACCUUUAUAACCAGAUCUGCUAAGUUCUGAGUUAGAACAGUGAGCAAUAAACCGGAAAAAAAAAUAAUGUAAACCCACCACUGAUGGAUGGAACAUGGGGAAAGUUGGAAGGCAGGCAGCAGCUGUUGAUUUGAUGCUAAGUUUGCAGGUUCAGGAUACUAGAUGGAGAAUGAUGUUAAAGUGAGAAAAGUCAGGAAGUUGACUCUCUUUUGCACAACGUUUUCUCUUUUUUUUUUUUUUUUCCUGAUUGGGUACGUUCAGCCGCAGUUCAACACCCCUCACCAUUUUAUUUGUCUUGCCAGAUGUUUUUCCUCUUCUUCAUUGGCUAAGUCAUUCUAACCCUAACAGGAAACCCCGUAAAUUAACAGGGGAUAAUUUAUUUGCCAUGGGAGAGAAAGAAGACAAAGAGGUACUUCCAUUUUCACCAAAGAAACGGCUGUUUUUCUGCUAAGUAAAAGAUUUUGCUUUGGGCCUGGUUGGCAUAAAGAUUUGUGUUUUAAAACUGCUGGCUCUUUUUUUUUUUUUUUUCUUUAUCAAGGAGAAGGGCCCAGUGAGGACAAAUUAAAGUUAAAGAGAUGGGGGAAAAAAGGUUUUACCCUACUCUUGUCGUUCUCUUUUGUUUUCCUCGUCCCCUUUUUUUAUAUUUCUCAAAUGUUUAAAUAAAUGAUGGGUUUGUUUAGA